This is a messenger RNA of Diceros bicornis minor, 5563 nucleotides long. It is a transcript of the gene CCDC163, whose product is annotated as CCDC163 homolog. NCBI's taxonomy places the organism in Eukaryota, Metazoa, Chordata, Mammalia, Perissodactyla, Rhinocerotidae. The record is from RefSeq and is a predicted model, not a curated record.
ACAGCAAGGAGGUUAUUGCAGUAAUCCAAACAAGAAAUAGUGGCCUGGACCAGGCCAUAGACGGGUUGGAUGGAAGGGAAUGGAUUUGGGAGAUUCAGGAGACAGAUUCCUAAAGGUCUUGGUGGCUGAUUGGAUGUGUGGGUUGGGGAGAUGGGAGAAGCAGGAGCUUAGGAUGACUGGCAGGGCUGCAGAUGGCUCUGUUCAGUACAAUAGCUACCACUACCCAGGUCCACCUGACCCACUAGAUAGGCAUCCUCAUUCUCCCCCAUACCUGCCAUCCACCACUACCUCCACCCCCUUACUUAAGCUGCUUCUGAUAUUUGGGAUGUACAUAACCCUCCUUCCUUCCAAUCUAUCUUUUCAUAUAUAGCUCAACUCCAUUUUUUCCUGGGAAGCCUUCCCUCUUAAGCUCUUAAGCUAGACCCAACCUACCUCUUUGUCUGUAUCAUCUCCCCGCACUGCUGUGGGCCACUCAGUGGAAAGGGUGAGAGUGGGCUCUUAAGAAUCAGGCUAAGGCUCAAGCUGAGUUGAUUUAGCUUUGUGUCCAAGCAUAUAGCUCAGGGCAGCGGUCACUAGAUAAGGGGGAAGGGACCUAUAUAAACAAGGGUAGGUGGUGGUGCCAGACUUGUGUGUCAGGCAGGCGUAUAGAGUUUUUAUGCCCAGCCACGCGCUGGUGAUUGACAACAUCACAAAUUAUCCUUCUGUUGGUUGAUGGAACAAACCAGUCAAUUGCUUGUUCAACACCAGGAAUACCCUUCUCUCCUCAGAUGACCUAAAUCCUAGCCAUGCAAACCUUCCAGGCCUUGCCCUCUCAUAACUCCUUCAGGAAGCUUCCAAAGUGACUUUGGCCCUGCCGGUCCCUUUCUUCCUGUAAAUUAUGUAGGUGAAAGAACCACAAGGUUACUGAUCACACGGUGUCUCCCAUUCAUAAAUCCCGCAUUAUAUGGAGGUAAAAGGACAAACGUGAGACUGCUUCUCUACAUUUUUAACCCAAGCUCCCGCUGACAUCCUGUCCCCGUAGAUCAGAUGGACACGGGGCCAGAGUAGCUCGGGAAGAAUCAGAGGGCUCCCGGGCCUCACGCAGGUGGCACCGAGGCCAUUCAUACACCUUGCCCUAGUACCGCAAGAAGGAUACACCAACCUGGAAGGGGUAAACCUCGAAGCCAAAAGGGCAUAACGUGUCCUCUAUCUUCUGCUUCAGCUUUGCGACUUGAGGCUCCAUAGCGCACGCUACACGCUGAGCUUGCUGGGGAAUGGAGUCUCAAGGACAACCUGGGCCGUUAAGUUUCAAGGUACUUGGACUCCAUUUCCCAAGAACUACUGGGACCAACAGCGGCACAGCGAUAGCUCUGCGCGAUGCAUGCUGGGAUACGUAGUUCCUUUGGUCCUUAGAGACAACCGCCACAGAAUCAGAAAGACUCGGUUUCCCGGCAAGCUUCAAGAGGGGGGAUGUGAAUGCCCAUGUAGCUUCCUGGGAAACGUAGUUCGGCAGCCUCCAACGCCGGUUGUCUCCUCCAGAGGCGAACUCAGUUUCCCAAGUGGCGCUGCGGCAGCCAGUCCGAAGUCGGACCUGCCCGGCCUGCCCGAGGGUUUGAACCUGGCGGCGGUAGUAGACGCUGGCACAGGUUCGGCAUGAUGGCGCCAGUGUCCUUGAUCUGGGGAGGUCUAGAUCAGGAUUCGGCACCUUCAACUCCCACCUGAUAUUUGCAUAUCUGAGUAUCCUGCUUCUCCCCCAGUUCCCCAAGAACGCCGCUCCCCUGAUUAGUCCCAGAGGCUCACUUUUGGUCUGAUAUUGCAUCCCUACCCUUAAUAUUGCAUCCCCACCCCCGCUUUUCCAUCUGACGUUGUUUCCUUUCCUGGGCUGUGCCUCGGGUGUUCUGGGCUGGGAGAGCAAGGGCACAAGACGCCAGGCAGCCAGACCCUUGCCGCAGGCUAUGAGUAGAGGCCUGAGCUGGUCUGAGCAGCUCGACGCGCUUCUCAAAGCGACUGACAGAAAUGUGGCCAGGAUUAAGGUGAGGGGGUGCCUGAGGCCCCCGGUUUGGGGGUGUGGGUUAAGGGACUCUAAUAUAGAGCUCAUUGGCCUGUGCACUUGUGUCUUGUGUAGCAGCAGCUGUAUCCGCUUGGGGUUUCCACCGCAGGUAAGUAUUGUCCCUUUUUUUACCCCCCAGCCUUUUCUCUUUCCAGGAUCUGCCUUUUUCCAGUGCCUGUACUCCACAGUUCCUUCCAAAUUCCAGCUAUUUCCUUUGCUGAACAAACGUGUUUCCCCCCACACAGAUAAGCCUUGCUCUUGUCCCUUCCUUAUUCCCUCAGCUGGAGACCUGGCUGGGACCUGGACUUCCCCUCAUCACUUGCCUCCCCAGUCACGAGUCCGAGCACAACAGCCUUUGGCUCUAGAGACUCCUGUUGUCCCAGAGAGGCUGAGUUGGGCUGAGGCCCAUAGUGCAUCUUCUCUCUGGCAUGAAGUUACUGUUCUCCGAUCCCAGCUUCAAUCCCAGGCUAAGGUAACUGAGGCGCUAAGGCAGGCUGUGCAGGGCCUACUGGAAGAGCGAGAGCAGCAGAAGUACCAGAUCUGUGCCUUGGAAGCAUCACUAAGGUUGCUGCAGGGGGCCCCAGAGCAGAGGGCCCUCCUCCUGGAGCAACGCCUGGAGGGGCUGAGAAGGGAACUGCAGGGCCUUCGAAGCCAGGUGCAGGAACAGGCCCAAGCCCAAAUACAGACAGGACCACGAAAGUGCAGUGCUACCAGUGGCCUUCACCAAGAGCUGCAGAAUGAGCAACUGCUGUGGGAGGAGUCAGAGAUUGUGCGGGAGGAACUGAAGUUGCUGCGGAACCAGCUGAGCCAGCACCAGGAGCUGCUGCUGAAACAGAUGGCUGAGGGACGGCAAGCUCAGGUCCGCAGCUGGAAGUUCUCCAGGGGAGCACCCUUUCUAACCUGGAGCCCAGCAACUUGCAGCUCCAGGCCCAUAGCCUUGAGCAGGAGGACCUAUCCUUUAAGGACUCCAAGAUGCUCCUGAGUGACCUCUAAGGACUUGUAAGAGUAGUAGGAUGAAGUCUCCUUUGCUCACUUUCUCCUCCAAGGCCCUGUUUCUAGGCCCCCUGCCCCUCCCCUCUUGAUCUAGCGGGUAUCUGCCCUCCCUCCUGUGGCUUGUCACUGCCUCCCCAUCCCUGCCCACCAACUGCAGUAAAAUAAAAUGGUUUAAUCCUCCCUGAUGUGUUUUCUGUGAAUAAGCACCCACAUGGGAUAGACUCAGCUAUCCCUUUUCUUCCUCCUGUUACUUGACUGCUUCCUGCCACCUCUUUCUCUGAAAUCCAAGUUCAUAGACACUUAUAACUGUACCUUCUGAAUGUAAGCCCUAUGCUCAGUGGAACUUGGAAGGAGAUGGGAGAUCCCAUUUUGGUGGGUAGAAUGAGGUAGGACAGUGCUUUGGGGCAGUACUGCCGUGGGGAUGCAGAGGAGGGCAAGACAUUCUGGUGGGCCCUGGACCUGGGCAAUAGGAGGCUUCCUCUCCUCGUCUCCAGCUUCUGCCUCUUGAGGCUCACUCCGGUCCCUCCACCCCUCCUUAUCCUCAGCAGCCCAGCCUGCAUUUCUGUAGCAGUCUCCUCCCUGGCCCCUGUUCUUUCAGUCUCUGCCUCUAAUCCAGUGGCUUUCAGAAUUUUUUGACCUUGACCUCGACCUCCAUUCAGAAAUACAGUUUACAUUGUUGACUAGUAAACAUACAUGUAUAUAUUUAUUAACUGAAACAAAUUUCAUGAUUCAAUACUUAUUCUUACUAGGAGUGAUACACUCUGAUAUUUCCUGUUAUAUUUUAAAACAUGCCUUGUGGCUAUUGGUUCUGAUCCUUCCACCACUUGGUUGCUCUCUGGAAAGUAUAGGUAGACUAAGGGCAGCUUUACUUUCUCCUUACCUGGGCUUUGUAUUCUAGAUAGGGCAGUCCAGGAUUUCCUUAGAAGCAGCAGCAUCUCUCUGAGGUCUCAUGAGUCUUUCCCACUGCUAAAUACAGUCAUGCGUUGCUUAACAAUGGGGAUGUGUUCUGAGAAAUGCAUUGUUAGGUGAUUUUGUCAUUGUGUGAAUGCCAUAGAAUGUACUUACACAAACCUAGAUGGUAUAGCCUACUACACACCUAACCUAUAUGGUACUAAUCUUAUGGGACCACUGUCAUAUAUGUGGUCUGUUAUUGACUGAAGCAUUGUUCCAUGGUACAUGACUUUAUAGCCAAAAGAUAAUGCCAUUCAUCCCCUAAAUGGAUGUUUAUUGAGCAUAAUAUAUAUCAGUCCUGGUAUGUAUUUGCCUGAGCUAAGAUGUGCAGUGGGCCCAUGUAAAGGUUUCAGUCUCUUAGCUCAGUCUAGGUGAGAAGAGAAGACAGUUAUCUGAAAUAAAAGCAUAAUAAAAGGCUGAGGUGAGUAGGGCAGGAACUACUUCCUGUUAUGGGGUGCAUUCAAAGUCCUGGCCUAACUAGCAGACAGGUCAUGAAGAGUGGGCCUUUGACACCUGAAUAGCUAUGAGGCGAUCCUUCAGCAUUAGGGAGACUGCUGAGAGUGGAAUGGUAGUGAUCAGACUUGGGUCAAACAACUUGUUCAAAAAAAUAAAACUUCCCAUCCAGGCUCAUCUUCCUGCUGAAGCAAGUGCAAGGAACCCCUGUCUUUUACAUCUUUCACUGGGCAGGUGAUACAUCCUGCCUGGUGGCAUUAUUCGAUUGUACUUGCUACCAGUGCUCUAGUUAUUUAUCAACUACUUUGCAUCAGGUUCUGUAGGAGACAAGUUUGCAAGGAUGCCAGGGCUCCAACAGAAAUGUUAAAUAGUACUGUGGAACAAUGGUAUUUGAACUGUCACCAGGGGGCAGCACAUGAUUUGUUGCCAGAAGAAUGAUACAGAAAAGGCUUUGGGCCAAGGGGACUGGGCUAGGGUGAUCUCUUUCCAGUCACAGAUCCUGUGAACUACCAAUUAAUCUUCCUAAAACAUGUCCUGUUAAGGCUACUCGCCUGCUCAAGAACUUUUGAUAGCUCUCACAGCAUAAAAAAGAAAGGAUAAAUUUGGCAUGUAAGCCCAACCCACAUUUAACCUCUUCUUUCUCUGUUUUUAUCUGCUACCACACAUCUUUCUGAAACUUUAUUGCCACCAGGAAUGCACACUACCUAUACUCCAACUACUCAAAUCCUGCUCAUUUGUCAAGACACUUUCAGUAGGAGGCAAGUCUAAAGACGUCCGAAAGGAGGUUUCUAACCCGAAGGAGUUCUCCCCCCAUAUGGGAAGAAGGCCCAUACUUCACUGUUUUUUUCGCCUGCUCUUCCUCUUGAAGCCCUAGUCCUGUUCCAAUGUGCUCAAGCAUGAGAUUAUGAGCGCCAGAAGUCCAGGCAUAUGGAAAGAUGUGCCUGUUGAACAGCUGAAUAGAAUUCUUAUUCCCCACCCAGCUCUUUCAAAAUCCUCUGUUUUCAAGCCAUCUCAAGUGUUACCUCCUCCACGAAGCCUUCACCGAAUCGAAUCUCUUAAGUCUAGAUGAAUUGCUUCCUCAACAUUUUGUUUAACCCUACCCAUUGCUCUUACUAUCUCAAGUCGCUAAUAACCAAG